Molecule: messenger RNA, 468 nt
Organism: Caenorhabditis briggsae
Lineage: Eukaryota; Metazoa; Nematoda; Chromadorea; Rhabditida; Rhabditidae
Exons: 3
Coding region: 1-468 (155 amino acids)
Molecular function (GO): protein binding
Source: RefSeq, a predicted model, not a curated record
AUGCCAGUUCCACUCCUCAACCUCCCCACCGAUCUUGUUGAAGAAAUAUUCAAUCUCUGCAAUCCUCUCCAAUUAUUCGUCCUAUCCAGUUGUUCGAAGAGAACUCGAAAACUUGUCAAAUCGAAAGUUGCAAACAAAUGGAAAAUCUCGAGUCUCACCUCGACAUCGAUAUAUCUGAAGGGUAAUCGUCGGGAAGAGUAUCGAUUCAAAAUAGAUGAAUAUCCAAAAAAUUGCUACUGUUUGACUGUGUCGAUCAUGGGAAGUAUUCUACACUUAACAUAUCCCAAUGAAGCCGUCGCUCAAUUGUUGGAGGAUUUGGUGGAUGUCUUCGGAUGCAGAAGAGCCCCUUUCAUAAAAGCCAGCGCCUUUAAUGAUUUCGAAAAAUUCUUGGAUUUAUGCCGUGUUGUAAUCAAGAAGAACUUGGAAGUGAGACGCGUCAAUCCGGCGAGCACUGUUAUGGAGGAAUAA